Schizosaccharomyces cryophilus OY26 is the source of this 2399-nucleotide messenger RNA. RefSeq names its product meiotic forkhead transcription factor Mei4. The transcript has a single exon. Gene Ontology annotation, molecular function: DNA-binding transcription factor activity, RNA polymerase II-specific; RNA polymerase II cis-regulatory region sequence-specific DNA binding. The coding region runs from base 150 to 1901 and encodes 583 amino acids. NCBI's taxonomy places the organism in Eukaryota, Fungi, Ascomycota, Schizosaccharomycetes, Schizosaccharomycetales, Schizosaccharomycetaceae. The record is from RefSeq and is a predicted model, not a curated record. Gene Ontology annotation, biological process: regulation of transcription by RNA polymerase II.
UUAUAUCGUAAAUUGAUUGUUUAUAUUCAAGGGUAAACCAGCCUUGUGCAUAUACUAUCCUUUACCAACAUCGGGUAGUCUAUUAACCCAUAGAAGAACAGGUGAAACGAUCUCUUAUAAAUAAAUAAAUAAUUAAAAAAAUCAUACUAAUGAAUGACAAACGGAAGCCGUUAGGUAUUCAUGAUGCUAAUAAUGAUACGGUAAACCCAUUGCUAGAAGCAACGUCAAAUUUUGACAAAACUGAAACUUCUAUCCCUUUGCUAGAGCACGAGUUUUGUGAGAAAUAUGAAUCUGAAGUAGAAGAAAACAAGGAAAAUCUGAACAGCGAAAGCAUUCGUCAAUUGCUUUUCGGAGACGAAAUCGCAGGGUUUGUUGACACUGGAGAGAAACCUCCAUGCUCUUAUGCUACAUUAAUCGGUUUAGCUAUUCUUCAAGCCCCAGAGAGACAAUUGACUUUGAAUGGUAUUUACACCUGGAUUAGAAAUACCUUUCGCUAUUACUUAAACCACGACGGGGGCUGGCAAAAUAGCAUCCGGCAUAAUUUAUCACUAAACAAAGCCUUUGUGAAAGUUGGGAAAAGCAAAGGAAAGGUAUCAAAAGGUCAUUAUUGGACAAUUGAUCCUGAUUACGUUCAAGGGUUUGUCAAUAUUAAAUUAAACCGCGGAAGCUCUUCAGAUUCAAGCUCUAAAAAGCGGACCUCCUCGAGGAGCAAUGAUUUUAAACCAUCUUUAAAACGGGACACUCCCAUUCCACGUAAAAGAACUCGGAUCAAUGCUUUCAAAUCAGGUAAUUCCUCAAUUGCAGCUUCUAAACCUCCACUUGUUAAAAGUAAUACGGAGCCAACAUUACCCUUAAACUAUGACAAUAGUUUAAAACCCACAAACAAAUCACCGCUUUCCUUAGCAUCUGCUUCAAACACUAUCAAAACUUCUGAACCCCCCUUCACUGAUUUAAAACAGCAAGAGCAGUCCAAUUCAUCUGAUCAACCAUUUUAUGAAAAUAAUGACCCUCCAUUUUCCCAACUUUCCUCCUACCAGGAUUAUUCCCUUAGUAGCUUGGCUGAUGACGAACAACCCUAUUUCCGCCAUGCGUUUUCCUCAAACGACAUUUCCUAUUCCACAAAUACCGAAGAUGUUUUACAAGCUGAUUUUCCUGUUUCCCAGCAACAUAACUUAGUAUCUUCAUACGUUGCUUCUCCGAAUUCUCAUUCCCCGCAAUAUUUGUCAAAAAGAAUAGCCACCCUAACCCGUCCUUCUCGGUUUUACGACUACCCUGGAUGUCCUUCUUUCCAUCGAACUGAUACGUCCUAUUCUGCCCCUGAUGCUGUUCAUUCAUCCAGUUACAAUUCAAAUAAUGCAGCUGAAAGCCCCUGUACCAAAAUAGCUCCGAAUAGCCCAGCGACUUCAUUAAAGAAGCAUCGAGAGCACGUUAAAUCGUUACUUUGUCCGAUGGAUUUGGCGCCGUCUCUUGAUGCUUCUGAUCCAUGGAACACUUCCAGCCAGCUGUUUUCAGAAUCCUUGUUCGACCAUCAUUCUUUUCAGUCUUCACUUGACGAUUUGGUAUCAGCAGCUUGCUUUCAAAAUAGUCCAGAGACAGUUAUUGAAUCUAGUAAUGCCAAUGACUCUGGCUCAGUUGCUCCCACUUCUCUAUAUUCCUCUCAAAUACUGAAACAAGGAAAUGAGUCAUUUGACCAAACAUCAGAAGACUCGGCUACUGAACAAUUAGCCCAUGAGAGCGAAAGAAGGGAGACUGCCUCUUACUUUAAUGGUGAUUUUGCAAGUUUUUCUGAGACAAAUCAAACUGCGAAAAAGGUUGAAGAAUGCUCUGGUAGCAAUCUUGAACAAUUAGAUGAAGCAGAUAAACAGCUGCUACGUCUGGGCUCGGAAAUUAAUGACUUAUGAUGAAUUACUUUCUUUAAUAUUUGAUGAUUAUACUUUUUCGAAAGCUGUAAGUUGUGGGCCUUGUACAUAUCUAAUGUUGACCCAAAGUUGAUUGAUGCCGAGACCGUUUAUGAUUUAUCAUGAAAGCUGCCCACUUUAAUGAUAGAACGCCAACAUAAUCCUUUUAUUAAUAAUCUCAUGACUUUGAUGCUCCUCCCUAUUUAUAUCCUUAUGCAUUUUAGGCGACAUGGAACGCCUCCCCUAGAAGUAUACUUAUAGUUUAAUGAACUCUUUGGUGAGAAGGAUAUGUCGAUGCUGGUGAUCUUAAUUCUCUAACGUCUAUAGAAGUUUAUAUGGUCUUAGGGAAAACCUAUCAUCUGAUUUUCUGACUUCUCUACCCAUAUAGUUUUGACCAGCGCACGUGCCGUAAUUAUCCGUCACGGCACUACCUACAUCGUCAUAUGUUCUCAGGAAUACUAAUAUAUUUAUUUAUUUAUUCAUUCUUUCAUUCAUUCUUUU